Owenia fusiformis is the source of this 1766-nucleotide messenger RNA. NCBI's taxonomy places the organism in Eukaryota, Metazoa, Annelida, Polychaeta, Sabellida, Oweniidae. The record is from the annotation of a GenBank genome assembly.
AAUAAUUCUAACUUUGCUAAACGAUCAGUUUAAUCCUCAAUACUAUUAGACCUAUGAAAAUUUAUAAGCAGACUGGACGAUUCUAAGUCAAAUGUAAAUAAUACAUGACAUAAAGUCUACGAUAUAAUGGCAUGAGUACAAUCGUAUAUAGGCCUAGAUGGGUGAUGCUACACAUUGGGCUGUCAACUUAAAUUAGGGCUGUCAACUCAAAAUGGCCAUUGAUAAUAUUUGAUUGGAAAUUUGAGAUGAUGUGUAUGAAAAACUGAGUAGCGGGUAACAGAAAUGAAAUGACGGCACUCAAACUGAAAAGAUGGGGACUAGAAAAUGAGAUGAUUGGGACCAAAUACUGAGAUGACAGAUGACAACAUUUUUGGCUGAUAGAUAGAUACAAAUAAACAAACAAGUAGCCUAAAAUAGUAGCCAAUGUAAAGCUAACACUGUCUUUGUCUUCAAGUACGCUAUAGUUGAAGUCACAAGAUAUUGUCACUCGUGAAAAUAUCACAUCAGAGACUUUUUCUUGACAUUCCAUAUAAAAUCAAUCGGGGGCUUUGAAUUCCCCAUACACCAAUAGAAUCAAUGGAUUUAACAAGAUUUAUCAAUGGCAAUAAGUAACUAUAAGAAUCACUUUGUCUUAGACACUAACAUGUACCAACUGUCCAAAAGCUAAAUAAGAUCUCUGUCAGUUAUAUCUCAUUUUAAUGAAAAACAGAUUAAAAAUUUCAUAACAAGGAUCAGAUCUAAAAACAAGAUAUCUUGGGGUCUAUAUAAUAGUCUAGAACUGUGCCUUGAGAUAUCUACAUACUCAAAGUAAACAUACAUCACAUUAAUGUUACACAGAAGGUGUGACAUAAUCCUAGUGUCUGAAGGCUGACAUCAACUAAGGUAUAAGAAACAAAUCCAAUGUGUUUAAUGGAUCAACUAGCUACGAUCAAAAUCAAGUAGUAUAGUCAAAUUAGGAUUUUACUGUUCCUACAAUAUAUCAGUAACAUCACCCUUACAGAAAACCAAGAAUGGAGAGAAAGAAAGUCUUGUUAAAGAAACUUAUUCGAUUGAAAACACUCAUGAAAGCUUGUGAUAAAGAGCAAAAUGAUAUGAUUGAAAAAUUAGAGGCAUAUGUACUUGAGUUGCAAUUGAAUGGGCCAUCCUUCAAAGAAAAUGCCCAAACGACUGAAGCCAAAAAUGGUGAAAUGGAUAAACUAAACAAAAAAAUCUGUAAAUUAUCAGAACAGAUCGAAAUCAAUGUUACACAGCAGAAAAAAAUCUUAGAAGAGUUGAAGAGAUUGACAGAAGGUCCUCAUCCUGCAAUAACUCCUCAAAGGUCAGAAACACCUGUGAAAGAUGAACCUAAAGUUGGUGCUGAAAAAACAGCAAAAGUUGAAGAAGUUGCAGCUCAGAGUAUUGUUAUUAGCGAUACAAUGGGUGAAAACAAAUAUGAAGUCUAUGAACAUAAUGAAGAUACGCAGAAUGUUAUUUAUCAUAUAACAUGUGAAAAAUGCGGUGUUGGUGCCACAUACAUUGGCAGUACAACAAAGGCAUCUCAUGAACGUAAAAUGUGCCACAUUGGAAAAGUUAAAUCAAGCGUAAAUUAUUAUGAGCUUUUAUACAAGCAUUUUGUAAAUUGUGGCAUAAAAAAUUUCAAGUAUACCACAAUUGACCACGAGCCAGAUGAAGACAAGUUAAAAUGUUUGGAAACUGCCUACAUGACAAGAUUAAGGACAAUUUAUCAUGGAAGAGAUCUAAGAUCAGGGAAAAUUAACCUAAAUUGA